AUGUUUUCCCAGUUCAGCAUCCAUGAGCCAAUUACAACUUCAUCAACACCAAAUGACCUUGAUAAGAAUAUAGAUGAUGAGCUUCGGUUCUUCAAUGCUAGUGCUUCCCGUCGAAGAUUGUUAUUAAAUCCUCCAUAUGAAUUAACGUUGAAAAUAUCAAAUCUCGUAUUACCAUUUCCAAAUACGCAAAAAUUGGAUCCACCACCAAGGCCACCAAACGCAUUUAUGAUUUUUCGUCGUGACUUGGUGGCCAAAUUAAAAAGCAUGAUGGAUAAGCCGUGGGAAGCAUUGCCACAUAAUUCAAUUAUUUCUAAAGUCGCUGGAAGGCUUUGGGAUGAAGAAUCUAAAGAAGUACGAAAUUUUUUUUAUGUUUUGGCCGAUAUUGCUAUGGAAGAACAUUUAAAAAUUUACCCUGGUUAUCGAUUUAACCCGAAAAAUAUACCUUCUUCGCCCGAAAGUGAAAUAGAUAUGCCUUUGACACCUAUGGAAUCUCGUACAAUAUAUGAAUAUCAUAAUAGUUCUAUUUGUUCAAGAUCAUCAAGUUCGGCCGAGAAAAUUCCGGCUGGAAAUAAGGAAGUAUAUAUUCCCGUUUCUGCGGGUAAUAACAUUUGUGGUGCUGAAUUUGUUUCACAAAAUAACGGCAUCGAAAUACAAAACAACUCCUUUGAGUUAGAUCAGAACUUACAUUAUCAGCCUAUUUGGUAUUUUUCUGAUGCUUUAUAUCCUACUCAGAUCUUUGACAUUGUUCAUUCGCAAGAGAAUAUUCUUCCCCCAAAUAUAUACUUAAACUUAAACCAGUAA
Messenger RNA from Ambispora gerdemannii, 801 nucleotides. Lineage: Eukaryota; Fungi; Glomeromycota; Glomeromycetes; Archaeosporales; Ambisporaceae. The record is from the annotation of a GenBank genome assembly.